AUUUCCAGCAUUUUAAUUAGUUAAAUGCGUUCAAAAUGAGCUUUCUUUCUGGCAUAGGCCCCAAGACAAGCCAAAAUUCCAAUGCCACUAAUAAAAAGUCCAAGAAUUAAAGCCAAGGUAUCUCCAGAGUCAAACAUCUUGGAUUCAGAAGCCUAAUGAGUGUUGUUAUGUUUUACUAUAGUUCAGUAAAUGUGAUAAAACGGCUUGUUGAUUUUUAACUUAACCUCAAAACAUUUGACGUUUAAUGACAAGACAGGUUUGCUUUGCUACGUUUUUCUUAGGGGGCGCUUUCUCAUUCUUAAAUUAUUUUUGAUUUUUGUAGAAAACUAGUUUUUGUAGAAAUAGAGAGAACGAAGCUUUAUUAAAUAAUUGUUGGAAUUUUUAUAUUAGCCUCUUUCGACUUUUUUUUUUACAUGUAACCUUUUUGUGAAUUUGAGGUUAUAUCACACCCCGUUCAGCUUGAUGCCAUGUGCUAUUGUUGCUAAACGUAAUCAACAAAUGUUAGAAGUGUUGUAAUUGAUAAAGGGUUUUAUAAUUAUAUCUUACCAUAAUGGAAGAAGCUUUUAACAGAGUUGUUCAACACAUUUUUAACAAUUGGACUGCCCUUAAAUUGGCUGUGGAAUACUCUGAAUCUGGGUGUAAUCCUAAAGAGGUGGUGAACGACUUUAUUAAUUAUACAACACAGUACUGCUUGUAUGAGUCCAAUGUAGAGCCAGAUGGAAUACAAGAGGCUUUAGAUGACAUUUUAGAUCAAGAAUUUGAUACAAUUUGUGAAGAUGGGUCAACAAAAGAAAUUGCAUUGCUUCUGUACCGAUUCGUGGAUUUACUUAAACAAGGAAAUACACAAAUGUUUGAGGAAGAAUAUCAGAAAUUACCUAUUGGUGCUAUGAGUUCUAGUAAGAGUAUAAAAUCACAAAAUGAAGAUAUGAGUGAAGUUUGUGAGGCAAAUACAAGUGAGCCCAAUAUUGAAAAGACUUCAGAAAUACCAAUGGAGGAAGAUUCAGAAUGGACAGAAGUAAAAUCAAGGAGGAGACGUUAAAAGUUAUUUAUUGAAUAUUACAGAAUUGUUUAUGGAAACAAAAAUUUAUACAAAAAAGGUAAUUAAGUUAUUUAAAUAAACAUUUUAAUAA
Molecule: messenger RNA, 1130 nt
Organism: Tribolium madens (black flour beetle)
Lineage: Eukaryota; Metazoa; Arthropoda; Insecta; Coleoptera; Tenebrionidae
Product: pre-rRNA-processing protein TSR2 homolog
Exons: 3
Coding region: 551-1039 (162 amino acids)
Biological process (GO): maturation of SSU-rRNA from tricistronic rRNA transcript (SSU-rRNA, 5.8S rRNA, LSU-rRNA)
Cellular component (GO): nucleus
Source: RefSeq, a predicted model, not a curated record